This is a messenger RNA of Aedes aegypti (yellow fever mosquito), 2191 nucleotides long. RefSeq lists its product as uncharacterized. Bases 133 to 1716 code for a protein of 527 amino acids. The transcript is spliced from 7 exons. Lineage: Eukaryota; Metazoa; Arthropoda; Insecta; Diptera; Culicidae. The record is from RefSeq and is a predicted model, not a curated record.
UCUUUAUUUCAAACUAUAGAAUUAUUUGUUUCAGUUACUUUUAUUGUUAUUUGAAACGAAAAUUUAACUCAGUGUGUAAGGCAGUGUGUGACCCGCCAUUUUAUUUCGCGCUGUGAACGGAGUUGAAGAAAAAUGUCUGACGCGGAGGAGUUCAUCGAAGAACUCGAUGUGGAAAAAAUAUCCGUGGAGGAAGUCGAGCUAAUAGAAUUGCUCAACAAUUUUGGAAUUACUGAAACUAUUAUUGAAGCCUUUCUUGUCAAUUCUUACACGAUUGAAACACUGAAAGUGAUUCAGCGGCAAGAAAUCGAGCUGCUGAUUCCACCCCCGUCGCUUGCGGAGCGGACCAAGUUCAUCCACCAAUUGGACAUCUGGAGAACAGCACAGGGGCUACCAAAAAUCCAAGAAGUUCCAGCAAGUGGCAGCAGCUCUGCUUCGGUGCUGGACACCAAGGUAAGGCUGCCUUCUGAACCAAGGAUCACGCGGGAUUCAUGCACGGCCACCUAUUUGCUGAACAACUCGUCGAAGGGCCAAGCCAUCAUACGGAAAUACAGCCAAACACCGUUUCUCUCAAGAUCCGACAAAAAAAGUAUCACCCAUAUUGUCGUCGAUGAAUUUAAGAACAGAUUCUCCAAGCUGACGUCAUCAGAGUUGCUUGAACGAUCCAAAGAGCUAAAGCAGAUUUUUCCAAGUGAGCCGCAGGAGACUUGGUAUCAACCAACAUUUGUGACGGACAGCCCAGGAAAGAAAAAGAAAAUCAGCAAGCAAGCCAAAGGCCGACUUUACGAUAGGAAUAUCAACUACAAAGAGGUCAGCCAACAGAUAGCGAACCAAAAACCUAACGAAACCGAGCCGUCUGCCGCUGCGGCCGCUACGGGCAGUAUUACGUCGAGUACAGAAGCUGCGGAGUAUCAGCAAGUGAAGGCUUGGCUGGUUCAUAAUCAAGACGAAUGGGAAGAGCUCAAGAUAAAAUGGAAACGAUCUAGCCCUUGGCGGCUUCUAGAAGUUGGCAAAUUACAAGAUCGGACGUGUGCAUCUAUACUUCGUGAAUACCCAACACUCAGAAAUCACCGAGGAUAUCAACUGGUGCAAAUCGAUUUUGCUCAAAAAUUCCCAGGCAAGGACGAAAUUCUAUUCGAACGGUGGAUUGAUUUUGCUAAUGCAAUUAAACCAAUCUUACAAGUUGAAGUGUCUGAUGUCAAAGGAAAAUCACUCUUGGCAUGCUUAGAUGCAGCUGAUAUUACCGAAGACGCUCGGAACUAUGUGAUUGUUAAUCUUUUGACUCACAUUCUGCCCCGCACACAUAUUAAGUGUUCCGGUAAACAACGAUGGAAACCUUCAUACAGUGAAGCGCAGGACGGAGUCGUAAUUCAUGUGAAGCAAUUAGCUGACCUUGAAUCCAGUCUUUCUCGACUGUUCAAAGGAUCCCGAGAACGAGGCAUUCCGUCUGCUCCGUUUAUUGUAGUUCACGGAAAAGACUGGAAACAUCCUACAAGCUUCACAGUAUGGAACAACAUUGUAUCAUAUAAGUUGCCAAGUUUCCUGAAAGCUUUGGACAUAUGCAUCAAGAUCUACAAGGCGUAUGAUAUCGAGUAUCCGCCACAGUCAGCAGUCAUUUGGAAGCUGCUAUCUUCGUUCCUAUUCAACAUCGGUGAAGCUGUUCAGGAUUCUGCAGUCGAGUCGUUGUGCGCGGCAAUUCGACUAAAGCUAUCGUCAUAAUGUUUCGUUGCAUCGAGAGUAAUUGUAAUUGGGAGACCACCACGAUCACCCGUCUAUACGAACAUCUUAAUAAAGUGCAUAGUUCGAUAGAAACAUACGUCUGUAAUUUUACCGGCUGUUCCCGAAACUAUAGCGUACGAGCAUCAUUUUUUAGACAUUAUAAAAAGCACUACGAAGAUGUCGCUUGGAGAGAUAUUGACGCUGGAUCGAAGAGCCAAGUUUCGAACGAAGUUCCGCAAGCAUCCGAAAUCAAGAAGAUGAACGUGGAAGAAAAAAACAGUGAAACGAAAGAGCAAAAUAAUGAUGUUGAAUUAAAAUGUAAUCUUAUGCAACUAGAGAAAGAAAAGAGCAGAAUUGAUAUGGAUGAUCUAUCAAACAAAAUUAAAUAUUUGAGUGUAAACUUCAAUUUGAAAUGGUUAAAUAUGAACACUAGCCUGGGACACGGUUAUAUGAAAAAUUUAGAUUCUCGCUCCAG